AUGACCCAGACCAACAAAGUGACCAUCAACGUGGCCCUCUUUGGCAUGACUCAGAGUGGAAAAAGUUCUGCUGGGAACAUUCUGCUGGGAAGCACUGACUUCCACAGCAGCUUUGCUGCAUGCUCUGUGACCAGAGAUUGCAGCCUGAGCCGCAGUUGUCACCUCCACAACUUCAUGCGUCGUGGGGGACAAGAGACAACCCUGCAGGUCCAGGUGUUGGACACUCCAGGCUAUCCACACAGCAGGCUGAGUAAGCACCAGGUGAAACAGGAGGUCAAGGAGGCCCUGGCCCAUCACUUCGGACAGGAGGGCCUCCACCUUGCACUGCUAGUCCAGAGGGCAGACGUGCCUCUGUGUGGACAGGAAGCGCUGGCCCCCAUCCAGAUGAUCCAGGAACUUCUGGGACAGGCUUGGAUGAAUCACACUGCCAUUCUUUUCACCCAUGCUGAAAAAAUAGAAGAGGCUGGGCUUGAUGAAGACAAAUACUUACACGAGGCCUCUGAUACACUGUUAACCCUACUAAAUUCCAUUCAGCACAGAUAUGUUUUCCAGUAUAAAAAAGGAAACUCACAUAAUGAACAAAGAAGAAAAAUCUUAGGAAGACUCAUGGAAUUUAUAAAAGAAAAUAGGUACCAAGUUCUGACCUUUAAAUAA
Talpa occidentalis (Iberian mole) is the source of this 654-nucleotide messenger RNA. RefSeq names its product GIMAP family P-loop NTPase domain containing 1 (gene GIMD1). Gene Ontology annotation, molecular function: GTP binding. The record is from RefSeq and is a predicted model, not a curated record. The transcript is spliced from 2 exons. Bases 1 to 654 code for a protein of 217 amino acids. Lineage: Eukaryota; Metazoa; Chordata; Mammalia; Eulipotyphla; Talpidae.